CAUUGGCCAAACAUGCAGAAAUAUGAGAAGCUUGAAAAAAUUGGAGAGGGCACGUACGGGACUGUUUUCAAGGCUAAAAACAGAGAAACCCACGAAAUUGUGGCUUUGAAAAGGGUCAGACUGGACGACGACGAUGAGGGGGUGCCAAGUUCUGCCCUGAGAGAAAUUUGUCUCCUGAAGGAGCUAAAGCAUAAAAACAUUGUCAGACUACACGAUGUGUUGCACAGUGACAAGAAACUAACCUUGGUUUUUGAGUAUUGCGAUCAGGAUUUGAAGAAGUAUUUUGAUAGCUGCAAUGGUGACUUAGAUCCUGAAACUGUGAAGUCUUUCAUGUACCAACUGCUGAAAGGCCUCGCUUUCUGUCAUAGUCGAAAUGUGCUUCACAGAGAUCUGAAGCCGCAGAAUCUUCUUAUUAACAGAAACGGGGAAUUGAAGCUUGCUGACUUUGGGCUGGCUCGAGCUUUUGGCAUUCCUGUAAGGUGUUACUCAGCAGAGGUGGUGACGUUGUGGUACCGACCUCCAGAUGUGCUGUUUGGUGCUAAACUUUACUCUACCUCUAUUGACAUGUGGUCGGCUGGGUGCAUAUUUGCAGAGCUGGCUAACGCCGGGCGGCCGUUAUUCCCCGGCAACGACGUGGAUGACCAGUUGAAAAGAAUCUUCAGAUUGUUGGGUACGCCAACUGAGGAACAGUGGCAGACAAUGACUAAACUUCCUGAUUACAAGCCAUAUCCCAUGUAUCCAGCCACCACCUCCCUGGUGAAUGUGGUCCCCAAACUCAGCAGUACAGGACGGGAUCUGCUGCAGAACCUGUUGAAGUGUAAUCCUGUCCAGAGGAUCUCAGCAGAAGAGGCCUUGCAGCACCCUUACUUUGCUGAUUUCUGCCCUCCCUAAAUGCUAAAUUGCCUCUCACGGAGCCACAGCCAGAAGAAUCAAUCAUCCCUGUCCCGAUUUAGUUGU
Messenger RNA from Menidia menidia (Atlantic silverside), 957 nucleotides. The record is from the annotation of a GenBank genome assembly. Lineage: Eukaryota; Metazoa; Chordata; Actinopteri; Atheriniformes; Atherinopsidae.